AUGGGGUUGUUGAUUCAGAAUCUUUGUGUCAAAUACGUUACGAGGGAAGGAUGCAAAGAAUGGCCUGAUGAUGCAUUUGUACAGACUGUUAUCGUCCUAGUAUACAAGAAGAAGAAGAAGAAGAAGAAGAAGAAGAAGAAGAAGAAGAAGAAGAAGAAGAAGAAGAAGAAGAAGAAGAAGAAAGGCAGUGGAGAAAGUAGAGAAGAAGUGGGUGAAGCAAAGAGUAGAAUAACCUCAGAUCUGUGUCGGCUAAAUGGUCUUCCAUACAAGACGCUCAUGAAAUUGCCCCCAGAAGAAUGA
Alternaria conjuncta is the source of this 300-nucleotide messenger RNA. RefSeq lists its product as uncharacterized. The transcript has 2 exons. Lineage: Eukaryota; Fungi; Ascomycota; Dothideomycetes; Pleosporales; Pleosporaceae. The record is from RefSeq and is a predicted model, not a curated record. Bases 1 to 300 code for a protein of 99 amino acids.